CUAUGAGCUCCAAGGAAGAUCCAUCAUUUCAUUACCAUCAAAAAAAGACACCGUUACCAGCAGUACCCUGAAACGCACCUAACCAAAGGCUGGCGUCAAGAUUAUGCUAAUCAACGCCGGUCUUUUGUUGCCUGGUGACAAAGUCUCACAGUUGAGGAGGAAGAACCAGGACAACAGGAAUCUAUCUUCUGGCAGUUUCGUGUGAUAUUUCCUCUAACUGAACACCAGUCAACCAGAACAACAUACUUCAAACACGCUCCUCUACUAAAAGAACAUGGCCAAGGGCGCGAAAGGCCCCAAGGGCAAGAAGAUCACCCUCGCUGUGGCCAAGAAUUGCAUCAAGAUCACAUUUGAUGGAAAGAAACGCCUUGACUUGAGCAAGAUGGGAAUUACCACCUUUCCCAAGUGUAUUUUGCGACUCACUGAUGUGGAUGAGCUCGACCUUAGCCGGAAUUUGAUCAAGAAGAUUCCCGAUGCCAUCUCCAAGUUCCAGAACCUGCGGUGGCUGGACUUGCACAGCAACUACAUUGACAAGCUCCCCGAGACCAUCGGCCAGAUGACUUCUCUGCUCUUCCUCAACGUCAGCAACAACAGGCUGACCACCAACGGGCUGCCCGUAGAGCUCAAUCAACUCAAGAAUAUCCGCACUGUGAAUUUAGGCCUGAACCAUCUGGACAGCGUGCCCACCACACUGGGUGCUCUGAAGGAGCUCCAUGAGGUGGGGCUCCAUGACAACCUGCUGAGCAACAUUCCCAACAGCAUCUCCAAGCUCCCCAAGCUGAAAAAGCUCAACACAAAGCGAAAUCCCUUUCCCAAGGCAGAGGCAUCGGAUAUGUUCAUGGAUUCCAUCAGGAGGCUGGACAACCUACAUCUGGUGGAAGAGAAGGAUCUGUGUGGGACUUGCCUGAAAAAAUGCCAACAGGCCCGGGACAAGCUGAACAAAAUCAAGAGCAUGGCCACGGCGACACCAAGAAAGGCCAUCUUUUCCACUUUGGUCUCACCCAACUCCAUGGCCAAGGAAUCCCAGGAAGAUUGGAGGAUGCGCUCAACAUCACCCUAGAGUAGCUUAUGGCAAAAACUUGAAGACUAAUCAUCUAACAAGAGUAAACAGCUCUGAAGAAGAAAGCCCUCAGUUAGGAGAAGAGAGAGAGUGGCAAGGGGAACAUUCCGG
This is a messenger RNA of Bubalus bubalis (water buffalo), 1171 nucleotides long. RefSeq names its product leucine rich repeat containing 18 (gene LRRC18). NCBI's taxonomy places the organism in Eukaryota, Metazoa, Chordata, Mammalia, Artiodactyla, Bovidae. The transcript is spliced from 4 exons. Gene Ontology annotation, molecular function: protein binding. The record is from RefSeq and is a predicted model, not a curated record. The coding region runs from base 275 to 1060 and encodes 261 amino acids.